This is a messenger RNA of Danio rerio (zebrafish), 1756 nucleotides long. RefSeq names its product phospholipase B domain containing 1a (gene plbd1a). Gene Ontology annotation, molecular function: glycerophospholipase activity. The record is from RefSeq and is marked provisional. NCBI's taxonomy places the organism in Eukaryota, Metazoa, Chordata, Actinopteri, Cypriniformes, Danionidae.
CUGGGCUCCGACUGACUGAACACAGACACAAACAUGACAGACUUCAGCUUCUGUGUGUUGUUUCUCAUCGGGUUUACAGCUUCAGUGAGGAGCGACAAGCUGAAGGCGACUGUGUACUGGGACGCGACCCAUAAGUCUGCAGUGCUGAAGCAGGGCAUCCUGGACCCGGCAGGCGCCUCUUACGGUUACUAUGACGAUGUUCUGCUGUCGACCGGAUGGGGCGUGCUGGAGGUGCGAGCGGGAUAUGGGGACACAACGCAGACUGAUGACAUCACCAUGUUCACAGCCGGAUACCUGGAGGGCUUCCUCACCGCACCGCAGAUCUUUGAUCACUACACCAACAUGUACCCGCAGAUCAUCCAGAGCCCCAAAACACUGAUAGCGGUCAAACGCUUCAUGGCUAAACAGGACGAGUGGAGUCGUCUGCAGGUCAAGCGUAACACCACUGACCCACUGUGGAUUCACACUGGACUGAUCCUGGCUCAGCUGGACGGACUGCAGGCCGGAGUCAACCAAUGGGCCAAACAACACGGCCGGAAGCCUCUGUCUCAGUUUGCGGCUCAGUUUCUGAAUGCAGUGGGUGAUCUGCUGGAUCUGAUCCCGGCUCUGAGUCCUGGAGAGUCUACUGUUCGUCACCGCUAUCCUGAUAUACCCAUGGGGCACUGCUCUGCUCUCAUAAAGAUGCUGCCAGGCUUUGAGAACCUGUUGUUUGCUCACUCCAGCUGGUACACUUACGCUGCCACCAUGCGCAUCUACAAACACUGGGACUUCAGACUGACUGAGCCGCACACCGCCACCGGCAAACUCUCCUUCAGCAGCUACCCCGGGUUUCUGGUGUCUCUGGAUGACUUCUACCUGCUGGGCAGUGGGUUAAUGAUGACCCAGACCACUAAUAACGUCUUUAACAUGUCUCUGUUCUCCUCCGUCACUCCUGCCAGUCUGUUCGCAUGGCAGCGGGUUCGACUGGCUAACACUCUGGCCAGAACUGGAGCUCAGUGGGCAAACACCUUUUCCAGAUACAACUCUGGCACCUAUAAUAACCAGUACAUGAUCGUAGACUCCAGUAAGGUGAAUCUGGGGGUCAGUGUGGAUGACGGAGCUCUGACUGUGGUGGAGCAGAUCCCGGGACUGGUGGAGUUCUCAGACCAGACGCAGACACUGCGCAGAGGUUACUGGCCGUCCUAUAACGUGCCGUUCCACCGGCGCAUCUACGAGCUGAGCGGAUAUGAUGAGAUGUGGAGGAAGUACGGUGAGGAUUUCUCCUACGAUCUCUGUCCUCGAGCAAAGAUCUUCCGCAGAGACCAGUCUGCAGUCACCGACAUGAGCUCGCUCAAACACAUCAUGAGAUACAAUGAAUAUAAGAGCGAUCCGUACUCUCAGGGUAAUCCGUGUAAGUCCAUCUGCUGCAGAAACGACUUGCUAGAACACGGGGCGAGUCCUGGAGGCUGCUAUGACACCAAGGUGACGGAUGUGCGUUUGGCUCGGAGCUUCAUGGCAGAGGCGAUCAAUGGUCCGACCACAGCGGGAGGAGACCUGCCAGCGUUCAGCUGGACGGACUUUAACAGCACCACACACACCGGCCUUCCGGAGCGGUACAAUUUCAGCUUCGUCCACAUGAAGCCACAACUCUUCCAGCCCUGAAAAACCUGACUCCAGAUCAGUCUCACUGAGAAACAUGCAGAAACUCCAUAUAUGAGGAGCUCGGUUUUACUUUCUGACUGAUGAAUGUAGACUGUAGAUCAGCGUCCACUGUGCA